Pocillopora damicornis (cauliflower coral) is the source of this 3453-nucleotide messenger RNA. RefSeq names its product glutamate receptor 3. Gene Ontology annotation, molecular function: ligand-gated monoatomic ion channel activity; signaling receptor activity. Gene Ontology annotation, cellular component: membrane. Lineage: Eukaryota; Metazoa; Cnidaria; Anthozoa; Scleractinia; Pocilloporidae. Gene Ontology annotation, biological process: monoatomic ion transport. The record is from RefSeq and is a predicted model, not a curated record.
AUGACAGAUGCAACCCUUCAGAAAGUAGCAACAACAACCUCAAAAGAUGGAAAUCUCAUGACUUUAGCUGAAAUUUUUGCUAAUGGAUGGCCUGAGAACAAGACACAAAAGGACGUCUACUUGGUAGUUGUGGAUAAUCUCACAAAAUACUGGGACUUAGAGCAACUGAAUGGUACUGAUGCUGAGUCCACAAUCUUACAGAUGAAGAAGAUUUUCGCCCAGCAGGGAGUCUCUGAAGUGGUAAUAUCAGACAAUAGUCCUCAAUAUGCUAGCAAGGAAUUUAAGGAGUUUUCAGAGAGUUGGAACUUUCAUCACUAUACCUCUUCACCACACCAUCCAAAAGGAAACGGAGAUAGUAUUCGCGCCAAGAUCAGGCCUCAGUCGUCGUCCCUGUGGACACAAGGCCGUGUGGUCAGAAGAGAAUCUGACAGAUCCUACAUAGUGAAGGCCAAUGGCCGUGAGUACAGGAGGAAUCGGUGUCACAUCAGGAAAACUAGAGAAAUUACAACGCCCAAAGUCGUUGUUACAGACCCUUUUUUAGAAUCUCCUGUGGGCCCACCCACACAGUCAGAUGCAGCCUUUCCAAGUGCCCCACAUUCAAAGUUCAUAGAAUUACCUGGAGUUAACAAUGAAACAGGACAAAUGCAGUUGAGUGAAAUAAAAAAUAAAUCAAAAUCAGAACCAGUACCGAUUCGACAAGGCGCCUUACAUACUUCAGCAUAUACAGUAUCUGACAGCAAAAUCGGUAGAUCUGAGCCAAGAAACUGCAAUCCCCGCUUGAAUACAGACACAGUCCUCUGGUGGUUACAGCCGACAACCGAAAUGGGUCUGGCCUCCGGGUUUCUAUAUUCAGCAUUAGGAGUAUCUGAAAGCAAAUUCGGUCGACCUGAGGUUUUCUAUACUUUUUCUACAAUGCAUGAAGAGUAUCUGACGACGAAAUCGGUAGAUCUGAGCUUAGUUGCAUCAAACGUCAUCACACUUAUCGAGGGAGGUGCAGCAACUACUUCCGGUUGUGCUCUUUCUACAAUAACUGGCAUUCCUCUCAUCCGUCUCCAUGGCAACAAUGGGCCCCUGGACCAAUGUGAAAAAACAAUCCAGAUGUCAGCAGGAUACAAAGAUUAUGCGUAUGCCACACUAGACAUACUGAAAAUCUACGAGUGGAAAAAUAUUGUUCUUGUUUAUGAGGAGCGUCGAGUGCACGAGGCUGGACAUUUUCUAACUGUUUCACAGAAAUUACCGCUGAUCAUUAAUUUAGUUCAGUUUUCUGGGUGCGACAAAAAUAAAGAACUGACUGAACCGGCACACAGAGUGAUAGAAAAAAUACAGAAAUUUGAUGCCGAAGUUAUUAUACUCUACCUGGGAAAGAAAAACAUCGAGCUAUUGCUGCAACAGAGGCCUUGUCAACACGAAAAGACAUAUAUAUGGAUCAUUCAAGAACAGAUUCCCUUGAAUUUCACCUGGUACCAAAAUGUGGUGAUAGCUUUAAAAUUACCGCAUGCUGAGGCUUCACUCGUAGAUGAAAUGAAACAUGUUGUUGGAGACAAUUUUUCAGAUUUUAUUAACAAGGAAUUAGUUGCCGUCAGUCAUGACGCUCUCCAUAUCAUCCAGGAAGCAGUGAACACGGAGUCUUGUUCGUCGAUUAAUGGGUCUGACAUUCGUCUGGAAGAUAGGAACACAAUGUUAACAUGCAUGAGAAAGGUUGUUCUUCGUGGUAUGACUGGACUUCUUCAAUUUACUGAGCGUGGGGAGCGGGAAAGAAUUGAACUGGAAAUCUUAAAUCUUCAAAACAAUUACUUUAAGAGGGUUGGUACGUGGAAUUCAACCAAAGGCGCUGUUAUGACUGGGAACAUCAAACGCAACAUGGAUAGCCCUUCAUCAAAAAAAACUUUGGAGGAAAGAAGGCUUCGAGUCGUUGUCUUAUUGGAAAGUCCCUACGUUGAGGAAAGGAGAAAGGAAGAUGGCGGAUUAUUUUAUGAAGGAUACUGCAUUGAUUUUCUUAAUGAGCUUGCAAGAAAUCUCAAAUUUACCUAUGAGAUCUACACUGCGCCUGACGGGAAAUAUGGCGCUGAAAUGGAGGAUGGAACUUGGAAUGGGGUUAUUGGUGAGAUUGUAAACGAGCGAGCAGAUAUGGCCCUUACCGCCCUCACUAUUACUGAAAGGCGAGAGGAGGUCGUGGAUUUCAGUGUCCCCUUUAUGCACUACACAUCAGAUAUAUUGCUGAAGAAAGCAUCGUCCGAAGACAAAUACGAACUUUUGCAGUUCAUGAAUCCGUUUGAUAAUCAAGUUUGGUUCGCUAAUUUAGCCACCUUGGUUAUCAGCUCUGUUGCUGUGUUUGUAAUAAACUACUACAGUCCUUAUGGAUAUAAAGAUGAUAAUGGAAGAGGGACAUCAAAGGAAUUCAGCUUUUUCAACAGUGUGUGGUUUGCUUUAGCUUGUAUGCUACAACAGGGAGGAGAUAACACACCAAAAAGCCUAUCAGGCCGCAUACUUACUGGUUGCUACUGGUUCUGCGUACUGAUCUGUAUCUCAACAUACACUGCUAAUCUGGCAGCAUUUUUUACGGUGAAGAACGCGGUGCAUCCCAUUAAUAACCUUGGAGAACUCACGGAAUCAUCUUACUCUAUAUCAGUGCUUAGCUCAUCCAGUACGUCAGAGUUUUUCAAGACUAGUGACUACGAAACAUACAAAAAGAUCUGGCGUAAAAUUGAAUUGGACGGAACACUGGUUCAAACCAUUGCACAGGGUGUUCAAUGGGUGAGAGAAAAAGAAGACUUCGCUCUGAUAACUGACGGGCCUUAUCUAAGGAAGAUUGUUAGCAAGCCACCGUGUGACCUGGAAGUAGUACCAGGUUUAGGCACAGCUAAAGGAUAUGCACUGGCCUUCCACGACAACGAUCCUCAUGUGCAUAACUUCAGUCUGACCAUAUUGCGUUUACACGAAAACGAUUUCCUUGCCAGCUUGGAACGGAAAUGGUGGGAGAGCAAAAGUAGCUGCUCAGUUAAAGAAGAAACAUCGUUGUCUCGCAAGCAAAUUGGUCUAAAUAGUAUGUUGGGUGUGUACUUGGUCCUGUUUGUUGGAAUGGUGGUUGCUUUCCUGACCUUACUGGCCGAAAUUUACUGGAAAAGAAAAGGUGAACAAGGGCAUAACUUCGUUCCAUGAAAAUUCGACCCUCAAGACCUUCUCGAAUGACUCAAUAUUUUAUGUCGUGGUAUUCUUUUAAAAAGUAAAGAAGGAGUCAAAGAUUGUGUAUUUCGAUCAUUAUUUCUGUUGUUUUUAAUUUUAAUACUAUUUACUUUUAUGUUAAAUUCACGAAAACGCAAGGAGUGAGGUUGAAAGGAAGGAAGGAAUGAGGGAUUCUUCUUUGAUUCAAAUUCAAAAGUAAUCUGCCGAGUUUUAACAACUCUUCCACACAACCUCAUACUUUCAUUGUUGUGUAUGAACUGGUAAAGAAAA